AUGCGAAGUUUUAACAGCAUAUCGAACACACAGCAGCUGCUCCAUUUCUUCGAUUCACUCAUAGCCGACGGAUAUAUUAUUACCAUACUGGGCGUCAAACAUGUGUUGAAGUUAUCUUCAGAUUUGUGUCAAAAAUUCAUCUUGUUCUAUUUCCAACAAAGGAAGGACCAGCUACGCCCCAUUUAUUUGGUUCAAGGAGUUAAUAAGUACAAGACCGAAUACAUUUGUUCCAUUUUUCACGAGAAGGACACUCUGAGAAUGCUAAGAGAGGGUAGCUACAGUGUAAAUCUCUACGGCGUACACUCGAAUAGAAACAUGGCAAAUUUGUCCGCACUAUGGAAGAAGGAAUUGAAUGAGAUCCACAAGACAUAUCAGAAGGACGCACGCGGACAGCCCAUCAUCCCACAAUUCUCUAACAUGCUCCUCACCGAUGUGAAGGCCAAAAUAGACCAAUAUUGCCCCAACUCAAAAUAUCAGUUUCCGCACAUUAUGUAUAUAGCUGACAAGGAAGAUGAGAAAAAUAUCAACUUUGAGCCCAGUGUAGGAAAUGCUGGUACUAAUGAGAACAAGAAUGGAAUGUGGGGCAGGAACUGCAACAAUUUCAGACCUGGUACUCAAUAUAUAGACAUGUAUUUUAGAAGGAAGAUUCCUGAAGAAGAGAAAAUUGAUGCUUUCCAAUUUAAAGAGAGUAACGAAUAUAAGCCUGUAGCUCCACAGGGAAUGCAUCAAAUGAUGGGCACAAAUUACUUCCAUAAUAUGGUUGGUUACAAUUAUGGGACCAAACAGGAGGACACUAAUUUUGGCGAAAAGAUUCCUCACGUGUAUUGUCAGACCAACGUGAGUGACGCUAACUUCGAAAACAACAACUGGAAGUCCUUCAUGGCGCGCAUGAUUCAAAGUACGAAUGCAAGGAUCGCUGAGAAUAAUAUGAAGGAGAGAAAAAAUCUUGGCAAGAAACGAAAGCCGAACAGCUAUGCUUAUUUUUCCAACGCCAAAAGGGAAUGUACCGUGGAAGAUAUAAUAAACGCAAAUGUGAACAAACCGAAUAGCGGAAUGAAACCAAAGGCUGGCACUGUGGUGAUCACUAUGAACAACGCUGGACACGAAGAUGAAGCUGUGGUCGUACCAGGCAGAACAUGGAUAAAGGAGAACACCUUCCCCAAUGAAGAAGUUCAAUAUGACCAGAAGCACAUGAAAUUUCACGUGUCAAAUAAUUACCUGAACAUGAAAAUGCACGAUUUUGAUAGCUCAUACUGGGAAAAGCAAUUAACGCAGAAGAAAACUGCCAGCAAAAUCGUCUACACGGAAGAGGAAGCGCAAGAUGUGAUUAACGGAGUUACAUGGGAUCAAAGUGUAGACAUGUUUUUUGAAAAUGGCUACUUCGUUGUGGUUGACAAAGGCACACCUGAGAUGAAAGAAGUCUCAAUAUCGCAAGAAAGGAAGAACAAAGGAAAUUCCCCCUUCUACAAUAAGAACAAGAAACACACUCAACAGACAUUAUUGACGAAUUUUUUCAGGAAAGUUCCUUAA
This is a messenger RNA of Plasmodium coatneyi, 1530 nucleotides long. RefSeq lists its product as uncharacterized. The coding region runs from base 1 to 1530 and encodes 509 amino acids. The record is from RefSeq and is a predicted model, not a curated record. Lineage: Eukaryota; Apicomplexa; Aconoidasida; Haemosporida; Plasmodiidae. The transcript is spliced from 11 exons.